UGCCGGGCAAGGCGCGGGCGUGGAGGCAGUCGUCGCGGGGCUCCGGAGGUAGCGUUUGCGUUCUCGCGUGCUGGAGCGGCUCCAGUAGCUCCCCGUCUUCUCGCAGAUUCUGAAACAUUCAAGACCAAAACAUGGCAGAAGUGUCAGCUGAUGUACAACAGAACGUGGUUUCCAGGGUUGCCAAUCUUCCCUUGGUGAGUUCCACCUAUGACAUGGUCUCCUCUGCUUAUGUCAACACGAAAGAUAACCAUCCCUACCUGAAGUCGGUAUGUGAGAUUGCAGAGAAAGGAGUGAAGACCAUCACUGCAGUGGCCAUGACCAGUGCGCUGCCUAUCCUCCAAAGGCUGGAACCACAAAUUGCUGUUGCCAACAACUAUGCUUGUAUUGGACUCGAUAAAGUUGAAGAGAGGCUACCCAUUCUUUAUCAACCAACUGAUAAAGUCGUUGCUAAUGCAGUGGAUGCAGUUGUUGGUGCGAGGGAUGCUGUAACAACCACUGUGACUGGUGCCAAGGAUACUGUUGCACAUACCAUUAAUGGUGUUGUUGACAAGACAAAAGGAGCAGUGCAGGACAGCGUGGAACUGACAAAGUCGGUUGUCAAUGGCAGCAUUAACACCGUUCUUGGAAGUCGGGUGGUACAUCUGGUUACCAGUGGAGUGGAUACUGCACUCAGCACAUCAGAAACUCUGGUAGACCAGUAUCUCCCACUUACAGAAGAAGAAUUAGAAAAAGAAGCUACAAAAGUGGAAGGAUUUGAAGUUGGAGUUCAGAAGCCAAGUUACUAUGUUAGAUUAGGAUCUUUGUCUUCAAAGGUUCGAGCACGUGCCUACCAACAGGCCUUAAACAAGGUUAGAGAUGCUAAGCUCCGAAGCCAAGAAACAAUUUCUCAACUCAAUUACACUGUUAAUCUGAUUGAAUAUGCCAGGAAGAAUAUGAAUAGUGCCAACCAAAAACUCCAAGAUGCCCAGCAGAAGCUGUAUAAUUCCUGGACUGAAUGGAGGAAAAAUACAGGCCAAAAUGAUGAGGAUGACUUGAACAGUGCUGAGCACAUAGAAUCACGCACACUGUUGAUCGCACGGAACCUGACCCAGCAGCUUCAGACCACCUGCCUCACACUGGUAUCAAGCAUACAGGGCUUGCCACAGAACAUCCAGGACCAGGCCCACCACGUAGGGGAAAUGGCAGGAGACGUCUACCGAAGCUUCCGUUCAGCAUCCUCUUUCCGUGAAGUGUCUGACAACCUUAUUGUCAACAGUAAAGGGCAGCUGAAGAAAAUGAAGGAAUCGCUGGAUGAUGUGAUGGAUUAUCUUGUAAACAACACGCCACUCAACUGGCUGGUUCCGGAUUUCACCAUUACAGACUUGUCUUCGGAAUCUGAUGAGAUACCAGACAUCUUGGCUUUGGAUGAAGAUGGGGAGCUGGAUUAUUCACGUGUAAAUGGUCCAAUCAGCACAGGACAAAGAGCUGAAUAGACACUGAGCACAAAAAAACUGUUCUUUCAGAUAUAUACACAUAUACAUUUCUCCAUAUACAUUUUUGCUAACUUACCCUCUUGCUGUAUGAAUCAAAAUAAUCUAGCUCUUGGAGACUACAGGUUUGUUUAUACCACUUUUGUUUCAUUUAGGUACAUUAACAUUCUGACUUUUUAUGAUUGUUGUGGGACAGAUGCUAGCUAAACAUUUUAGCAUGGGUUACAGACCAUUUUGUCCUUCAGGUCAAUUAACUAGUCUUAAAGAUUCUUUAAGACUACUGAAUAUCACAAAUUUGGCCAGCAACAGCUUUAGAAACAGCAGCCCUGCUAUACUAUCUGAAACUGUCUCUAAGAAGAUUUGCUGCAUGAAGUUUCCUUCUUUGUUUCCUCUGUAAAACUCUUCUGGUACUGCUUCAUCUUCACUUGCUGGGGAGAAAAACAAACUAAGAACUGAAUGUUCCUUAUCUCUUGUGGUUUUGCUGUAAAGCAUCUGAGUGACUGCAUGCACUAAGUUUUUAAAGUUUUCUCUCUUCUCUUCUGAUGAUCUGAUGCUUCAGCAAAGCACUGAACACAUUCUUGCUCAAGUAAUAAUGCGAGUCUGGGGUCCAUCAUUUCAGAUUGCAUAUGGAACUUUGUAUCAUUGCGCUUCCAUUUGAAGCAAUUCUCCACACACAGAAAACAUGUGCCAGGAAGGAGGUUUGACUACAACUCUUCCAUAUAUAAUUGUGCAUGUGAAAGGACAUAUAUGGAGCAUUCAGUCGUGUGAGCCCCCAUCAGCAGUCAGAAGUGAUACAACCAGGCUUCAGCUUUGCCAUCUUGGUUACAAUUUGGUUUGCCUUCCUGAACUCUAGCUGUUUUGGACUCCUAUUCCCAUCAACCUUAGCCAGAGUCAGGAUCCAGGAGUUGGUCAAAACACCUGGACUGCAGCAAGUUGGGGAAAGCUGUAUUAAGCAUAAAUGCAUGUGUUGAAGAGAACAUAAGAGCAAAAAAUAGAGUUCAAUGCAACUUUAUGAAAUGCAAACCGGAAAACUAGGAACAGAAGGAGGGAGGGGGAAGUGAGAGGAGACAUCUGUAGUUGAGGUCAUGUGGAAGUGUAAAAGAGAAGAACGAACAUGAAUAAGAAUCAGAAAGCUACAUCAUGAAGAAAUCUUCCAGUUCAGCACAAGUUUACUUAAACACAGGGUUUGUAUAGUUGCUGUAGUUUGCAAACAAGCAGAUCCUGUAUUUCUUGAUCCAAGCCAGAAGCUUAAGGGAGAACUCAUAUUAGCAACUAGAAAUGAAGUAUCUGACUCACUUGAUUGGAUGCUAUAAUUGAAAGCCUGCACCAUUUAAAUUUGCAUUUUAUUUGAAUGAGCCUUUAACAUCAUGGGCAGUUCUGUUUGCAUUUGCUGUGGGGAUGCUAUGGUGCUAAUUUUAUAAAUUAGGUGCACAGAUCUGGAAUAAAGAUGUAAUCUGGCUUCCUCUGUAGCAUGAGAUAGCACACCCUUAUGGUAACUUUAAUAUUUUAAGAACUAGUCACUGAAAUGCCUUGGAAAUAAAGUUUGAACAAUAUAAA
Molecule: messenger RNA, 3026 nt
Organism: Varanus komodoensis (Komodo dragon)
Lineage: Eukaryota; Metazoa; Chordata; Lepidosauria; Squamata; Varanidae
Gene: PLIN2
Product: perilipin 2
Exons: 9
Coding region: 132-1472 (446 amino acids)
Biological process (GO): lipid storage; positive regulation of triglyceride storage
Cellular component (GO): cytosol; lipid droplet
Source: RefSeq, a predicted model, not a curated record